CAUAGCACGCACAUGCUCUUUUAAGUACUCAAAUAUGUGACUGAGACAUCACAAGAAGUUUCCUACAUGAAUUCAUCGCUUAGAAUCAAUGAGGAUUUUACAAAUUUAAUUUGAGUAGCAGUCUUAUAAAAGCAUGUGAAUCACUUGAUGAGUUACAUUGGACCGAGCUUUGUACAUGCCGUAAGAAUCUUUAAAUAUAUAAUUAUGGAGACAGCAUUCAGAACAUAUAGCAACACAACAGCCAAUAUGGAAGUGCAUUCUCCUUUAUCAUCAAGUUAAUGCUCAGUGACAAUUUACGUCAAAUCCAUAAUAGGUAUCAGCAAUGGCAACCGAGUGCUGCUGGGCCAUUUUGUGUCGGAUGUGUAGUUCCAUGAUUGACAGGACCUGGCGAUACUGCUGUGGUCUUCCAUGUUGUAAUUGUGACUGUCCAUGCUGCUCAACAAAUCAAUGCCAAGAAAUGACAUGUCAAUUUCAUUGUUGUGAACCUGAGCUGGAUGAGGAUUACGAGCCUGGUAAUAUACAAGAGGUCAAGGCCACUGCAUCCCCUGUAACCUACACCUGUGAUGACCUUGACAGGGUUUGUAUGAUCUGCUGUAGAUACCUCUCCUGUGUUCCCUGUUGUGGGUUCAUAUGUAAGAAAUGUUCAAACAGCCAUUACUGUCCCAGCUGUCGCCAUAGCAACUGUUGCCUGGCAAAAGACGGGGACAUUUUGAAGGAGAUGGAGGUGUUGGGAAGUUCCAUACCUGGAGCAUAUAGAAAAAGUUCUUCUCCACAGAAAAUGAGUAAGGAUUCCCAUCUGUAUCCAAAAGAAUCCACAGGGAAAACCUGUCUGGUGUCUCCUGAUAAUAACUCUCUUCAUGGUAAUGAUUCCAAAACCAACAGUCUCCGGUCAAAGGCAGAAAGUGAUGAGGAAGAAAUGAAUCGAGAGGAUGGCCACUAUAAAUAUUCUAAUAGGGCCAAAAAGGAAAUCACUAUAUCAGCAAUAAUAGAACAGCCAAAUUCUAUAGCUUCGUGUGGUUCAUUGAACAGCAGAGAAACUGAAUGUUUUAACAGAACAACAGGUAAUGACAAGGAAGACAAAUUCAACCAAAACAAAACAAGAAAAUUAGCUAGAAGUAUGGACAGUAUAGAAUUUGAUGAGAUACUUGACUCAGAUUCUGAUGAUCUAAGUGGUUACUUUAGUAACAAAGCUACUUCAAAUAUCAAGGUUAAUUAUAGGGAUAAGUGUACCAACGGAAUGGAGAUCAUAGUCACAGAUUAUGACUAUGGGAAGAAAAGAACCGAUAGUAUAUCUUCUGAAUCUAGCAUUGAGAAUCAAGAGGCGGAAGAAAAUCAGGAAAUUGUUGAACAGGAAAUUCAUAGCUCAACGGAAAGUGAGGAUACACCAGGGGACCACCAAUACAAUGACGAUAUUUAUAAACCUGUUGUUGUGGAAAAGAGAAAUAUAUUGAUUACAAACUAUCGACAGACUUCCGUGUAAAUAAUGGGAUAUUUGAAUGUGCAGAUACCUACAUAAUUACAUUCUGAUCCUUUUUAGCACGUCAGCUUCAGAUUUUGUGCUCUAAAUGACAUUGUGAUAUAUUUAUUGCAUUGCUAGCCCAACAAAAUACUUAGCUUCUGAACGCUAAAUUUAUUAAAUAAGUUACCAGCUAAGUGGUGUUAAAUUGACCUGAUUAUCACAGAAGUGAAAAACACACAAAAAACAGAAAUCUGACAAAAACUUACAGCAGGGACAUGCUCCUCCAUCCCAAUAAGUCAAACCAGCCUCAUUUAUACAAUUAUGACUGUACGAUCCACCAGUGAGGUUUCAGACCAAAUUUGGUUAUAAUCCAUUUAUGCGUUAUGGAGGGGUAGUGUUUGAAAGCAAAAUUUCAGCUAAAUUACAUGUUUUGGACACCGCCCCUAUGUCCCAGGGAAUCAAACCUGUAGCCUCAUUUAUAUAAAGUAUGACUGCAUUCCCCCAAUGAUGUUUCAGACCAAGUAUGGUUCUAAUCUAUUAAUGAGGAGUAACAUUUUAAAGCAAUUUUUUAAGCGAAGUUCCCCUUUCAGUGCCCUGCCACUCAAGUUCUGUCCCCAGUCUAGUUUAUAUGAAUUAUGAUUUCCCUUACCCAAUGAUGUUUCAGACCAAAUUUGCUUGUAAUUCAUUAAGGCAUUAAGAAGAAUUAAUUUUUUAAAACAAAAUUUCAUUUAAGUUCCCAUGUUGGGGCCCAAGCCCUCUGUCCACAGGGGUGGAACUACCCUCAUUUACAUAAAUUAUGAAUUAUCUCUCCAAAUGAUGUUUCUGAUGAAAUUUGUUCAAAAACCACAUUGGGGUUAAGGAGGAGUAGCGAAUUGAAAGUAAACGUUUAUGCACAGCAAUGGACAAAACAUGAUGGCUAUAAGUCACUGUGACCCCUUGGGUCAUGACCAGAUGACCUGAUAAAUCUAUACGCUAAAUAUGUCCACUACUUCAGCCAUAAACAGUAAGUAAUUUAUCAUUAUCAAAUCAUACAUGUACAAAUUAAAUUUCCUUUAGAUAUUGUUUUCUGUAUACACCAAAACAAAAAUGUCUAUAUAGGAUCAAUGGUUUAUUGUUGAUACCUUGAAUCUACAUGAUUGUGUACAAAUAUGAUAAAGAUUACAGAUUUUCCAUUAUUUAUUUAAUAAAGUCAGAUAUUGAUAUUUGCA
Pecten maximus is the source of this 2667-nucleotide messenger RNA. RefSeq lists its product as uncharacterized. The transcript is spliced from 2 exons. The coding region runs from base 323 to 1480 and encodes 385 amino acids. The record is from RefSeq and is a predicted model, not a curated record. Lineage: Eukaryota; Metazoa; Mollusca; Bivalvia; Pectinida; Pectinidae.